Molecule: messenger RNA, 2937 nt
Organism: Xenopus laevis (African clawed frog)
Lineage: Eukaryota; Metazoa; Chordata; Amphibia; Anura; Pipidae
Exons: 4
Coding region: 862-2787 (641 amino acids)
Source: RefSeq, a predicted model, not a curated record
UUCCUAUAUGACCCAGUGUGCCGUUCCCCUUAUGCAUUCCCUCCCCCCCAUGUUCCUAUAUAUAGAGUCCUGAUAUUUAAAGGCUAUCUGUUCCUUUGAUUUAAAAAAAAAACAAAAAAAAAACUUUCAACUCAUUCCUAUGACAUUAGAUCAGUAAUGCAGUGUUCCAGCCCAUUGCGUGGGGGGGGCAGUUGUAAAUUCCAUACCAGGGCCCCAAGGGGUCUAGUAACGCCACUGCUGGGGAGGGGGGAUUUUCUAAAAACUAUAGAAGAAGCAGACCUGCAGUCCAGGCCUCCGCAACCUUGGGGUCUGCUUCCUUUAUAGUUACGCCAGUGACGAGGCCAGCGGUCAUGGAACUCCAAGGUGACUUCCAAUAUCCUCAUAUUUUGCAACAGGGGGUAAUUUAUUUAUUAUAAUACACAAGUUUCCUUGUCACCCAUGGCAGCAAUUCACCAAUGGGUUAAAUCCACUCACCAGGCCAAUGGACAGGAUCCUCCCCAAGCAAGUUAAAAGUGCCCGCCCCCUAUCUACUCACUGUCUUUUUUUUCCUGUCGCGGGUCGAUGGUGCAGUUCGGAUCAGUCCAGCAGUAGGGGGGCUCUCUCUCUCUCUCUCUUCUCCCCCUUACUAGCUGAAGUCCCGAUAGCUCCCCCUUGUUGGGGUUAGCAGGGGAGGGCCAGGAGGUUGUAGGGAAGCAGCCGAGGCCAUGCCGUACCUCCCGUGUUCGGCGGGUUAGGAAGGCGAGAGGUCAUUGCGUAGCCUUGCGCAUACCCGGAAGUGACGUCACGGAAGCCGGUUCGGCGGAGUGCGGCAAGUAACGUAGAGUCGGAAGGAUAGUAGACGCCAUCUUGGAUCCUGGCAGCAUGGCGAAAACCGGAAGUGGGGGUCUUUUCACGCCACGGAGACGCCAUAAGGUAUUUAGAGUCACAAUCAGGCAGGCACAGUCCUCUUACUCCCUAACGGACGCUGUGUACUGCAGGAGACUGGUUUUUCUGUUAUACAGCACCUCUAUGGAGUCAGGAAUGCCGGGCAAACCACCUCACCCCAAAGGGAAAAGCCUUCCUGCCACUGAAAAGAAAGACAAAACGCCAGAAAAGGCUACGUCAGUUCAAGUUCAGGGAGAACCAGGAACGUCUAAUCCUCCGUUCGAAAAAAGAAGGGGGUUUUAUUCAAGGUUAUUCCUAGUGAAGAAGGCUUCAGGAGCUAUGAGGCCAGUCUUAGACAUGAGAAGUCUAAACAAGUUUCUACAGAAAAAGAAAUUCAAAAUGGAAUCACUAGCAUCAGUAAUACAGGCGAUUUCGGUUGGGGAUUGGCUCACCAAUAUCGACUUGAAAGAUGCGUAUUUCCAUGUACCAAUUUGUCAGGAUCACAGGAAGUAUCUGAGAUUCGAAGUGGGAGGGGUACAUGUGCAAUUCAAAUGUCUCCCAUUUGGCCUGUCUCAAUCCCCACGGGUGUUUACCAAGAUUUUGGUCACAUUAAUAGCCGAAUUAAGGAAAGAAGGAAUUUCAGUCUUUCAUUACUUAGACGAUAUUCUGAUAACGGCAAAAACAAAGAAAGAAGCAAAGGUUCAAACAACAAGGGUGUUGGAAUUUCUACAACUUCAUGGUUGGAUAGUAAAUAUGGAGAAAAGCAGUCUAGUUCCAACAAAGUCUCUUAUCUUUUUAGGGGCACACUUCCAGACACAAAAAAAUCUAGUAAGUCUUCCCCUGCCAAAACAAGAAAAGUUGGUUCAAGCGAUAGAAGACUUCAGAAGGCAAGAAGUAGUCUCAGUGCGCCACUGUUUGAAAAUCUUGGGGUUGAUGUCCUCAACGAUUCAAAUCGUAAAAUGGGCAAGGUGGCAUUCAAGACCGUUACAGAUUUUUUUGCUCAGGAAAGUAAAAAACCCUCAGGAAAAUCUGCAGAAAAAAUUGACUCUGUCCCAAGAAUUAAAAAACACUCUAGGUUGGUGGUGUGUUCCAGACAAUUUAGGAAAAGGCACCCCCCUAGAGGAGCCAGAUUGGAUAACUGUUACGACAGACGCAUCAGGAGUCGGCUGGGGGGCCUACAUAGGGGAGGUGUGCGUGCAAGGUUCUUGGGAGUUAGGUCAUGUCUCCUCAAAUGUCAUCGAAUUAAGAGCAAUAAAAGAAGCUCUAUUAGCCUUGGCAGAUCAUCUAAAAGGGAAAAGUGUAAAAGUGUUUUCAGACAACACCACGGCAGUGGCCUAUGUGCGGAAGCAAGGCGGCACAAGAAGCAUAAGAUUGGCAGAAGAAGUAGAACCAAUUUUCCAGUGGGCAGAAUUAUGCUUGGAGCAUAUCACAGCAGUACAUCUUCCAGGUGUAGAGAACCAAAAAGCGGAUUUUCUAAGUCGAAGUUUCGCGGACCCAGGAGAAUGGAGUCUUCACGAAGAUAUAUUUCAAGAUCUGGUAAAUACAUGGGGAGUACCAGAAAUAGAUGCCAUGGCAACCAUUCACAACAGAAAGUGCAAAAGGUUUUUUUCCAGAUUCCCAUGCAAGGAGGCAGAAGCCACAGAUGGCCUAAGGCAGGACUGGUCGAGAGAAUUAAUCUUUGUGUUUCCUCCAAUUCCCCUUGUUUGGAAGGUUCUGAAGAAGAUAGAGCGAGAAAAAGCCAAUGCUAUAGUAGUAAUUCCAUAUUGGCCAAGGAGACCUUGGUUUCCUCUACUUCACAGAUUAUCUCUGGGACAGCCCAAGAAGAUUCCGAAGUUUCCAGGUUGGCUGAAUCAAGGAAUGUUUCAGUUUCACAAAAAAGAUCAUCUUUGCUUGAUGGCCUGGAGGUUGAGAGGAGGAGACUGAGAGAAUUAGUGUGCAAGGAGAAGGUGGUAGAUUUUCUGUUAAAGGCAAGGAAAAAGUCUACAUCAGCGCAAUACUAUAAAAUCUGGGACACAUUUGUGCAGUCUAUGUUGGCAGAGGGUCGAGACCCAGGUUGUCCUACAGCAUCAAUGG